Messenger RNA from Mercurialis annua (annual mercury), 787 nucleotides. RefSeq lists its product as uncharacterized. The transcript has a single exon. NCBI's taxonomy places the organism in Eukaryota, Viridiplantae, Streptophyta, Magnoliopsida, Malpighiales, Euphorbiaceae. The record is from RefSeq and is a predicted model, not a curated record. Bases 169 to 642 code for a protein of 157 amino acids.
CACCACACUACUUUAGUAUAAAAAUAUAUGAACCGCAUUUCAUAUUUACGCCUUCAUUUAAUUUUUCCUUUAUCUAAUACCAAACUUCAUUAAACCCAUUUCUCCAUCCAAUUCUAUAUAAUAUAAUAAAUAAAAUCACAAGAACAAGAAAUCAUAUCAGCAAUCUCAAUGGAAGGUGUUUCCGCAAGCAUGUACACCAGGGUCAAAAGUUACUGGCGGAGGAAAGGUUACCAGAGAAUAAACAAUGACUCCGGCAGACGGCGGGGGAACUCGGUCAAGCUCGGUGGCGCAACCACCGCCUCUGCUGCACCGAGGAGGAGGUUCUGGAGGAUAAAAAUGAGGCCGAAGCUUAAAAUCUUGAAAAUAUCGUCUCCGAAGAAGUUCUUUAUGUGGCUACGUGAUGCGUAUGUUAAUAUGAUGCUUGGAUUUGCUAACUCUCGUGUUAUUGGACCUGGCUACGACGGCGGCGAUGGGAUUAUUAAUAACUUCGGUAAGCGUCCGAUGAAGGAGUACGACGAGAAGAUGAUUAUGGCGAUCUAUAAGUCUUUGGUUAUGGGACAGAGCCACUUGGCUCACGGUGGUGAUCUACCGAACAGGUUAGGCUCCGUCACCGUGCCUAGACUUACUGCUGUCGUAGAGUAGCUCAUGUAUAGUUAGAUUCUGGUUGAGUCAUCUAAAAAAUUCUCAAGAAAAUUUGGGAUUGUUAAAUUUUAUGAUCUGUAGUUUUUCUUGAUUUUAUUUUUCUAUGUUUUAAUCAAGUUGUUAUUAUUGUAGUAAUUAGUAAUAA